UUUCUUUCUUUUCUCUCUCUUUCUUUUUCAGACAUCUACAUUACCCUCCUAAACAUAACUCCAACCUCAUUAAUCUCCUCUAUAAAUAAAACCAAGAUGCCCCGUCCCACCACCCGUAGAGAGGUCCUCGACCGUCUCCGCAAAACCAUCGCCGACGGGAAAAUCAUCGUCGGCGCGGGCGCCGGGAUUGGUCUCACAGCCAAAUUCAUCGAAAAGGGCGGUGCAGACCUCAUCCUGGUCUAUAACUCAGGCCGUUUUCGCAUGGCCGGCCGGGGUUCAUUGGCAGGAAUGAUGCCCUACUCGGACGCCAAUCAGAUCGUGGUUGAAAUGGCCUCGGAAGUCCUCCCCAUCGUCCAAAACACCCCCGUCCUCGCCGGCGUCUGCGGCACCGACCCCUUCCGCGACAUGCGCACCUUCCUGACUGAACUCCGCCGCCUGGGCUUUGUUGGCGUCCAGAACUUCCCCACCGUCGGGCUUAUCGACGGCAAAUUCCGCCAGAACCUCGAGGAAACGGGCAUGGGGUACGACCGCGAGGUGGAGAUGAUUCGGAUUGCGCACGAGCUGGAUCUCGUUACGACGCCGUAUGCGUUUACCGUGGAUGAGGGGGAGCGGAUGGCGCGCGCGGGUGCGGAUGUGAUUGUCGUGCAUGUGGGGUUGACGACGUCCGGGACGAUUGGGGCGCAGACGGCGCUGUCGUUGGAUGAUUGUGUGCGGGUUGUGCAGGAGAUUAGGGAUGCUGUUGUCAAGAUCAAUCCGGAGGCUAUUGUGUUGUGUCAUGGGGGACCGUUGGCGGGGCCUGAGGAUGCGCAGUAUGUAUUGAGUCGGACAAAGGGGGUGCAUGGGUUUUAUGGGGCAAGUAGUAUGGAGCGGUUGCCAGUUGAGACGGCGAUUCAGGAGAAUGCGGAGGCCUUUAAGAAGUUGAAGGUUAAUGUUUAAUGUCGGAAGAUAAGGUAGUGUGAUAGUAUGAGUGGAUGAUUGAAUGAGUACGAUUGAAU
Messenger RNA from Aspergillus alliaceus, 995 nucleotides. RefSeq names its product TIM-barrel enzyme family protein. The record is from RefSeq and is a predicted model, not a curated record. NCBI's taxonomy places the organism in Eukaryota, Fungi, Ascomycota, Eurotiomycetes, Eurotiales, Aspergillaceae. Bases 97 to 936 code for a protein of 279 amino acids. Gene Ontology annotation, molecular function: catalytic activity. The transcript is spliced from 3 exons.